AUGGGCAGCUUCAACACCACCUUAGAAGGUGGCUUCAUUUUGAUGGGCUUCUCAGACUGGCCUCAACUGGAAUAUGUCCUUUUUGUCUUCAUUUCAGUGUUCUAUUUUCUAACCAUCUUUGGCAACUCCACCAUCAUCACAGUCUCACAAAUGGAUCGUCGACUACAAACACCGAUGUACUUCUUCCUUAACAACCUCUCUUUUCUGGACCUCUGCUACACCACCAGCAUUGUGCCUCAGCUUCUUGUCAAUAUUUCUGGAAUUGACAAGACCAUGAGCUAUGCUGGGUGCAUGGCCCAGUUGUUCAUAGCGUUCUUACUGGGUGGAACUGAGUGUGUCCUCCUUGUGGUGAUGGCUUUCGACCGCUAUGUCGCUGUGUGCCGUCCACUACACUACACCAGCAUUAUGCACCCUCUUCUCUGCCACACAUUGGCCAUCUCCUCCUGGGUGGGAGGCCUUGUGAACUCUCUGACUCAGACAAGCCUCAUCAUGACCAUACCUCUCUGUGGCCAUCACCUGAACCACUUCUUCUGUGAGAUGCUUGUUCUCCUGAAGCUGGCUUGUGAGGACACAGGGGGAACAGAGGCCAACUUGUUUGUGGCAGGGGCUAUAAUUUUGGUCUGCCCUGUAGCACUAAUUCUAGGCACCUAUGCACACAUUGCCCAUGCGGUGCUGAAGAUCAAGUCAAGAGCUGGGCGCAGAAAGGCUCUGGGGACUUGUGGGUCCCACCUUACUGUGGUUUCCCUCUUUUAUGGCUCAGCCAUGUACACGUAUCUCCAACCUGUCCACAUGUAUUCUGGGAGUGAAGGAAAGUUCGCUGCCCUCUUUUAUACCAUAGUUACUCCUAUGCUGAAUCCUCUGAUUUAUACCCUAAGAAACAAGGAUGUGAAGGGGGCUCUGUGCAAGGUACUAGGGAGAGAUACAAACACAAGGUAG
Molecule: messenger RNA, 936 nt
Organism: Rattus norvegicus (Norway rat)
Lineage: Eukaryota; Metazoa; Chordata; Mammalia; Rodentia; Muridae
Gene: Or2y13
Product: olfactory receptor family 2 subfamily Y member 13
Exons: 1
Coding region: 1-936 (311 amino acids)
Biological process (GO): G protein-coupled receptor signaling pathway; detection of chemical stimulus involved in sensory perception of smell; signal transduction
Cellular component (GO): membrane; plasma membrane
Molecular function (GO): G protein-coupled receptor activity; olfactory receptor activity
Source: RefSeq, marked reviewed